Messenger RNA from Labeo rohita (rohu), 941 nucleotides. RefSeq names its product ribonuclease inhibitor. Gene Ontology annotation, molecular function: protein binding. The coding region runs from base 1 to 921 and encodes 306 amino acids. The transcript has 6 exons. The record is from RefSeq and is a predicted model, not a curated record. Lineage: Eukaryota; Metazoa; Chordata; Actinopteri; Cypriniformes; Cyprinidae.
AUGGUUUCAGAGUGCUGUUGGCCCUUCUUGUUAAGCAACGUGACAUUGGUGGUCAAGGGACAGGUUGUUAUCACCACACCAUUUUUCAUUGUUGUUGCUGAUGAGGCCUACCACAGUCGUGUCAUCAGCGAACUUGAUGAUGUGGUUGGAGCUGAACUUGGCAGUGCAGUCGUGGGUCAGCAGCGUAAAGAGCAGCGGGCUGAGAACACAGCCCUGUGGGGCACCUGUGCUCAGUUCAAGUGCAUCAGUAUUACAGAUGAAGGUUGUGCUGCUCUGGCCUCAGCGUUUCAUUCAAGCCUCAGAGAGCUGGAUCUGAGCAGGAAUCAAAUAGGAGACUCUGGAGUGACAGAAAUCUCCAGUCUGCUGAGAAAUUCACAGUGCACACUACAGAUACUCAGACUUUCAGACUGCAGUAUCACUGAAGAAGGUUAUAAAGCUCUGGCUUCAGCUCUGAGAUCAAACCCUUCACACCUGAUAGAGCUGGAUCUCACAGGAAAUGAUCCUGGACAAUCAGGAGUGAAGGAGCUCAAUGAUUUACUACAGGAUGGACUCUGUUCAUUAAAGACCAUCAGGUUUUUGAAAAGUCCUGCUGCAGAGGAAGCGUGUGAGUAUCUCACUGGAGUUCUGGGUAAAAGUCCAUUACUACUGAAAGAACUGGAUCUGAGUGGAGAUAAAUUAGGAGAUCUGGAUGGGGAGAAACUCUCUGCUCUUUUGAUGGACUCUCAUAGCAAACUGGAGAAAAUAAUGCUGAAUAAUUGUGAGCUGACAGAGAAAAGCUGUUCAGUUCUAGCUACUGUUCUCUCCUCCAAAACCAUCCUGAAAGAGAUGAACCUGAACAACAGUCGUCUGCUGGAUUCAGGAGUCAAAGAGAUCUGUGAGGGACUGAAGAAUCCUGUGUGUGAGCUGAAGAUACUGAAGUGAGUACAUUUCACCAACAGCUA